UGCAUUUCAAGGCACAUACACGCGCCAAGGAAUGUUUUCCGUUGCUGUGUCGUUAACGGGUCGUUUCACGAGUGUAACGGUUCCUCCUGCUCAGGCGAACGCAGCCGGUAACCGACAGGACGCUGGGAAGCUCCCGGGGACGACGUAUUCCCACAGGCUGCAGCUGGAGGCGUUGUGUUAGCUGGCUAGCGUUAGCAAGCUAACAGAAGCCCUGUCGGGGACAUUGUCAGGAUCUAUCGGGAGGAAACAGCGGUCGAUUGGGACUCGGUCAACUGCAGUUAGUGUCCUGAGAGGGUGGUCGGUUAGACGAGGUGACAAGCAAGGAUACAUUGAUGGGACACGACGUUCGGAGGCUGGAACACCUGCCAUCUCCCCCUUUCUCAGCGAGCAAGCAAACUAGCUAAGAAAGGUUAAGACAAUCUGAGGCCACAUACAAGUGCCUCCACUGUACAGUUUCCUUUCCCAGAGUGUGACUCGUCUGCACGACGUCACCAAUGCAACCAUGGGAAAUCGCAGUAAAUAGGCUGCCACCAACAGCCCCCUUAAACCCAAGGAGGUUCCUUGGAGAGCCCUGCAGCGUCCCACUGCAUCUCAGGAGAAGUCCACCUGUCAGACGCCAGUGGGUGAGACGAGACAGACCUGUGCUGCACCCUUCCCUGGUCCAGGAUGAGAACUUCCACCAUCUGCUUUUCUCCCAGCAUCACCAACAGGUUCCUUUAGAUGAGUCCAGACAAUACAGCCACACCAGCACAGCACCACGCAUGCUUCACCCUGCUGCUCACCUGCCCCAGCAGAGUCCCAUCAUGGUGGAUCUACAUGACCAGAUGCACCAGGGACCAGUUCCAAUAUCAUACACUGUUACGACGGUGACGACCCACGGAUUUCCUUUCCACACCGGGCAGCCCCUUCCAGGGUGCAACACUCAGCAGCUCCCAGCAUGCUCGGUAAUGUUCAGCGGACAGCUCUCUCUGCUCUGCUGCCUUCCUCCUCCUCUCAUACAGGCAUGUACCAUGCAGCAUAUGCCAGUGUCUUAUCAAGCCUUUCCACCCCUGAUCUCCAGCGAACAUUUUGUAUUGCACCCAAACCCAUCUGUACCCCCCCACCAGCCACCGCACCUUACUCCCUUGAGUCAGUUUCUCCCUUUACAGCCUCAGCACCCCCGCAUGCCUCUGCAGAGGGUAGAGAAUGAAGUUGACCUAAGAGGGGACCAGCACCCGCUAGGGACCUUCUCCUACCCCCCCUCUCAUCAUCCACCAGCGCUGCCUCCUUCUCUGCCCUUGCAGUAUCUUCCUCAAGAGCCUCUGCAUCAGGAGCUUCCCUUCGGAGUGCCAUAUCCCCACAUGUUGCCCCGACGAGUGAACGGACAGAGAUACCGGUUGCAGCAACCGCUCCCUCCUCCUCCUCCCCCUCCAGCUUACUACCCAGGCUUCCUCCCCUACUUCCUGUCAAUGCUUCCUGUGCCUCAAACAGCAGUGGGCCCGGCCAUCAGUCUGGACCUGGAUGUGGAUGAUGUGGAGAUGGAGAACUAUGAGGCAUUAUUGAAUCUGGCAGAGAGGUUGGGUGAAGCAAAACCACGUGGACUCACAAAAGCAGAUAUAGAGCAACUCCCGUCCUACAGAUUCAACUCGGAGAGUCAUCUAUCUGAACAAACGCUGUGUGUUGUGUGCUUUAGUGACUUUGAGUGUAGGCAGCUACUUCGGGUAUUACCUUGUAACCACGAAUUCCACGCCAAGUGUGUGGAUAAAUGGUUAAAGACCAAUCGUACUUGUCCUAUCUGCCGAGCCGAUGCCUCGGACGUUCACCGGGAGGUGGAGUGAGAACUGUCUCUGAGUGCUGAACUGGAAAGCUGCACACACCAGAGUCUGUCCCAGAGCUGGGGACACCUGCCACCUUGCCUGCGUCCUCCAGUAAAUAUAGCUUACCAACCCACCACUCCCGCCCCUUUCCUAAAUAAUAAGCAAUCCAGGAUUUUUUCUGGAGCCUGUUGUACCUCUGCUGUGCUUCAUGGUCUGAGUCUCAUGAAACCCACUGCCUAUUGCAGCCUAUAGCCAGAGUUCUGGGAUCGCCAGCCAGUUCUUUCUCUGCCCCCUCGUUGCAGAUUCCAAAGAUUUUCCCUACAAUGCAUUGUUUGCUGCUUUUGUUUACAGGGUUUCAUUUUUCUUUAUUGGAUUUGGUCGUGGUGUUCAUGAAUAGUGAGCUUCCUGCAUUGGAGGAGGUGAGUCAGCAGCGUGGAGGAUCAUAGGCUGGACACCUUGUGCAAUUAGCAGAAAAUAAAUAGGAAUACUUCGACAUGGGUAUCUGUGUUUGGAGACGACGCCUGACCAUCAUAGAUGCAUGAUUGUGUAAGGUGUUGGACAAAUUCUCUUGUUAAUAAUGUAUGUUCUGCAAUAAUAUUGAUCAUUUCAACAGUUUUACCCUUUAUUUGUUUUAGAUUUUGCCAAUGCUCUUGUGAAAGUGUGACUUGCUGUGGUUAAAUGCAGAUUCUGUUAAGCCUGAGGUUAUGGGACAUGCAACUGUGGUUUAUCUUCUACCCCAGAUAAUCCACUUUGGAACACAGAUCUGUGCAAAAGCAGUCAUGGAUUAAUGGACGGCGUCUUUUUAAGGGUCAUCUGGCAUAACUGCACAAGUGCUACAUCCACCCUCCACGUCAGCAAUGUUCCUCUGGCGAGUGUGUACUUGCGUGUGCAUAUUGUGUGUGUAUGUUUGUCCUGUUCACAGACCCGAUGCAUUGUGUAACCACUGGAUACAGGGCAGCAUGCCAGGAUUUGCAUGAACUGUUGAUUCAGACUAGCAAUAUUGUAAUCAAGCAUUGCCAACAAAAUGUAUCACACAGAAACAUACUAAAAGAACUGCUUGUUUAUUCAGAAAGCGCCAUGAGGGAAGACUUGCAUGUGGUUCCACCCUGACUGUGUUUAAGGAUCGGAGUCCUCUUCUAUUAAGGGUAUGCUGUUGCCAUAGAGCUCUGGAGGCCUGUGCAGAAAGCAAUAUGUGCAGUGAGUGGCAAGUUUGACACGAACAUUUGCUUGCCCUCUAUAGGAGGACUGGGCUUUUUAUUUCUUUGUCUUUGAGCCAAAUCCACGAUACAGAUAUAGCCUACUGUUCAAGAUUUCAGAUCUGCCUUCUUAUGACCUUGACAAGCACAAACCUAUUACUAACCCUGAACAUAAUUUGUGAUUUCCACUUGUUUUGAAAGUAUGUCAUUUAAGAAAAAAAAAAAUACUUUAUUUAUUGGUUAUUUCUUCUAGAUAAAAUGCAUUGAAGGAAACAGUUGGUGCACUAACAAUGUUUGUGUAUGGUAUGUGUUAUAUUCUGGUAACUUGGUCAGGUCAUUGUCUUAGGCCAUGGUUAUGGUUAUGGUGUUGUAGAAGAGCAACUGUAUGUACAGCUUCAGUGUGAAUGCUUUUAGAUCAACGUUUGAAGACAGAAGAAUGUUGAAAACCCUUGUAGAAGUCACUGGUGACGCUCCACGUUUUGCCAGCUGUCUGUGUAUUCCACCGUGCUCGAGGCAGCCUUUAAAUGGCACAGAGCUGGAGUGUUCAGUGGUGUAGAAACACUGUAAGACUUCUAGUCCCCUGCUUUUGUGUUCACACAAAAAAUAAGAAUAUAUUUGGGGAGGGA
Molecule: messenger RNA, 3618 nt
Organism: Limanda limanda (common dab)
Lineage: Eukaryota; Metazoa; Chordata; Actinopteri; Pleuronectiformes; Pleuronectidae
Gene: rnf44
Product: ring finger protein 44
Exons: 11
Coding region: 495-1817 (440 amino acids)
Source: RefSeq, a predicted model, not a curated record